Molecule: messenger RNA, 1021 nt
Organism: Chenopodium quinoa (quinoa)
Lineage: Eukaryota; Viridiplantae; Streptophyta; Magnoliopsida; Caryophyllales; Amaranthaceae
Product: superoxide dismutase [Cu-Zn]
Exons: 8
Coding region: 291-749 (152 amino acids)
Biological process (GO): removal of superoxide radicals
Molecular function (GO): copper ion binding; superoxide dismutase activity
Source: RefSeq, a predicted model, not a curated record
ACAGAGUACAUCAGUACAUGUCUAUCUAUGAUGAAUGAACAACCCAAAAGAGGCAUUCAUUCCAAAAUGGGUUGAUGUACAUCCAUUGUAUGGGAGUAGGUAGGUAAUAGAAACAACUAGAACUUUUAUUUAUAGUUGUGCUACCUGUCCUUAAACUUGAAAAUUCAACUCCUCUUAAAACCCACCUUCACCACUCACCAACUCACCUCAUUUCAUUUCAAUCUUUGCUCGAAUCUCCAACUCUUCUCUCUUCAAUUUUCCAGGGGUGUUCUGAGAAUACACACAUAAACAUGGGCAAAGCCGUGGUUGUUCUAAGCAGCAGUGAGGGUGUUGCUGGUACUGUUUACUUCACCCAAGAAGGAGAUGGCCCAACAACUGUAACUGGGAAUGUCUCGGGUCUUAAACCUGGGCUCCAUGGAUUUCAUGUUCAUGCUCUUGGUGACACCACAAAUGGCUGCAUGUCAACUGGACCACACUUUAACCCAAAUGGAAAAGAGCAUGGAGCUCCCGAAGACGAAGUUCGCCACGCUGGUGAUCUUGGAAACAUCACAGUUGGGGAUGAUGGUACCGCUACCUUUACCAUCAUUGAUAACCAGAUACCUCUUUCUGGUCCCAAUUCUAUUGUGGGGAGGGCUGUUGUUGUCCAUGCUGAUCCCGAUGAUCUUGGAAGGGGUGGACAUGAACUCAGCAAGACCACAGGCAAUGCUGGUGGAAGAAUCGCUUGUGGAAUUAUUGGUCUUCAAGGUUAAAGAAAAAUAGAAGUGCAGAUUGUGGUUUCCUUGCUAUCCCUUCAAAGAUUAGUCUAAGAAAAAAGAGAGAGAGAGAGAGAGAGAUGGGUCCUAAAUAAAAAUCAGAAUUAUCGUGACUUGAAUUGGCCAAGUUAUGUAAUCCACCGGAGUCUGUUAUAUGUUUGGAUUUUGCAUUGGCUGUGAACUAUGUUGAUAAUAUAAACUGCCUAGCUAUAUAUUUAACGGCUUUUGCAGCUUUGAUCUAUUAUAAUAUCCUAUUUAUGGUUUAUGAA